GCCUCUGUGUGUUCAUUAUCGCGUACGCAGCCACGGUGAUUCCCUUUCUUUUCACGCGUGCAACACUAACGAGAUGGAAAGUUAAUGGCUGAUGUAGUUGUAAUUUACGCGAAUUGCGUGGAAACAGCGUCUUUGCGUGACAAAGAUAAAUCCGGCCACCCCGUAACGCGACACGCCGAUAACAGUUGGUUCUUUCGUGCCACUUUCGCGCAGAAUUUUUAUUUCGAGCCGCGCGAAGGAGAAGAGGGACAGAAAAAGAUAGCUGGUCAGCCGCAUUGGCGUAUUUCAUCUCUUAUCUCGAUCCAGUGCCGGACCGGUUUUAAUUCGAAUGAAAAUGCCGUGGCAAAGGGAGAGGGGAAAAAAAAGAAAGAAGAAAAACAUAGCACACUGGAAUAGGGAAAAUCCUCUGGCUUAUUUACAAACGAACAAAGGGGAACGAGGUGGCGAUGAUGAUAACUUUAACGCAGACGAAGCAAUAGUAAAAAAUAUAUUUGUGAAAGCAUUAGAGAAUAAAUCUUCUCUUUAAUGAAGUUGAAUUUUACAUGCAUAUAUUUUAAAUCAUAGUCAGAUGGUUAUCAGAUAUGUAGUAUGAUCUUUUUACAGCCAGAUAAGUGAAACAAGAUAGUCAAGAUAGUUAGGCACAUAAUCCAUAAUUGGCAAGCAAGUAGAAGAUCUAUAUCAGGCAGUGUAGUCAACCAAUCUAUAUUAAUAAUAUAAGAGAAUUAUGAUUGAAUAAAUGAUAAAGUCAUAGUUAGAGAAAUAAUAAAAUGAAAUAUAAUCAGUAUAAAUAAAAAAAAUAAUAGUUGUAAACAGUAAUAUAU
Apis mellifera (honey bee) is the source of this 821-nucleotide messenger RNA. RefSeq lists its product as uncharacterized. The transcript is spliced from 2 exons. The record is from RefSeq and is a predicted model, not a curated record. Bases 85 to 396 code for a protein of 103 amino acids. NCBI's taxonomy places the organism in Eukaryota, Metazoa, Arthropoda, Insecta, Hymenoptera, Apidae.